GCGGCGUCUGCCGGGAUGGCGGAGCCGGAGAGCCCCGAGACGGCGGCCGAGCACGAGCGGAUCCUGCGCGAGGUGGACAGCACGGACACGGCCUGCCUCGGGCCCACCCUCAGGUCUGUCUACGAUGGCGAGGAGCAUGGGCGCUUCAUGGAGAAACUCGACGCCCGCAUCCGCAAUCACGACCGUGAAAUCGAAAAGAUGUGCAACUUCCAUUACCAGGGCUUUGUGGAUGCCAUCACUGAAUUCUUGAAAGUCAGGGCAGAAGCCCAGAAGCUCAAGAACCAAGUCACGGACACAAACAGAAAACUGCAAAUGGAAAGCAAAAAACUGGUGGGAGCGAUGGAAGAGCUGAAACAGUGCCGGCUGCAGCAGCGCAAUAUUUCCGCCACAGUGGAUAAGCUCACGCAGUGCCUUCCUGUUCUGGAAAUGGAUAGCAAAUUAAGAGAGCAAAUGAAAUCUAAAAGACACUAUCCUGCCCUGAAGACUCUGGAGCACCUGGAGCACCUGCACUUGCCUCAAGUGAGCCAUUAUCGCUUUUGCAAGGUCAUGGUGGACAACAUUCCCAAACUGCAUGAGGAGAUCAAGGAAGUUUCCAUGUCCGACCUCAAAGAUUUCCUGGAGAGCAUCCGCAAGCACUCGGACAAAAUUGGCGAGACAGCAAUGAAGCAGGCCCAGCAGCAAAGGAACCUGGGCAACGUUGUGUCUCAGCCCUCGAAAGCCGGUGGUCGGCGGUUCAAGAAGGAUCCUUCUGCAGGAUCGGAGCCAGAGGUCAAAAGCACGAGCCCAACGUUUGAGCAGGAUUCUGGGAUCUUGGAUGUCGAAGACGAAGAGGAGGAGGAGGAGGUGCCCGGUGCCCAGGAUUUGGUGGACUUCUCCCCCGUCUACCGCUGUCUGCACAUCUAUUCAGUAUUGGGCGCCCGAGAUUCCUUUGAGAGCUACUACCGGAAGCAGAGGAGAAAGCAGGCCCGGCUGGUGCUGCAGCCCCCCUCCAACAUGCAUGAGACAUUGGGCGGCUACCGGAAAUACUUCAAUCAGAUUGUAGGCUUCUUCGUCAUUGAGGACCACGUCCUGCACACAAGCCAGGGCUUGGUGGACAGAGUCUACAUCGAUGAGCUCUGGGAGAUGGCGCUGUCAAAGACGAUCGCUGCUCUCCGGACGCAUUCCUCCUACUGCUCUGACCCCAACCUGAUUUUGGACUUGAAGAAUCUCAUUGUGCUUUUCGCUGAUACGCUCCAGGGAUACGGCUUUCCUGUCAACCACCUCUUUGACUUGCUUCUGGAAAUCCGGGAUCAGUACAGUGAGACUCUGCUGAAGAAGUGGGCAGGAGCCUUCAGAAACAUUUUGGAUUCGGAUAACUACAGUCCCAUCCCGGUGGCCAAUGAAGAGCAGUAUCAGAAAAUGGUCGGGCAGUUUCCCUUCCAUGAUCCGGAGCUGGAAAAGCAACCGUUCCCCAAGAAGUUCCCCUUUUCCGAGUUUGUGCCUAGAGUUUACAGCCAGAUCAAGGAAUUUAUCUACGCUUGCCUGAAGUUCUCUGAAGACCUUCAUCUCAGCUCCACCGAAGUGGAUGACAUGAUUCGGAAAUCGACCAACUUGUUGCUGACUCGAACGCUGAGCAACUGCUUGCAGAACGUCAUCAAGAGGAGGAACGUCGGCCUGACGGAGCUGGUCCAGAUUAUUAUCAACACUACACACUUGGAAAAGUCCUGCAGGUUCCUUGAGGAAUUCAUAACCAACAUCACCAACGUCCUGCCAGAAACUGUCCACACAACGAAGCUAUAUGGAACGACCACCUUCAAGGACGCUCGCCAUGCUGCAGAGGAGGAGAUCUACACAAACUUGAACCAGAAGAUCGACCAGUUCUUGCAGCUUGCAGAUUAUGACUGGAUGGCCGUCGAGGCAGGUUCAAAGGCCAGCGACUACCUGGUGGACCUCAUUGCCUUCCUGCGCAGCACCUUCGCGGUCUUUACACACCUGCCUGGCAAGGUGGCUCAGACGGCCUGCAUGUCUGCCUGCAAGCACUUGGCCACUUCGCUGACCCAGCUGCUCUUGGAAGCCGAAGUCCGGCAGCUCUCGCUGGGGGCCUUGCAGCAGUUCAACCUGGACGUGGCGGAGUGUGAACAGUUUGCCAGAUCCGGCCCAGUGCCUGGGUUCCAAGGGGACACACUGCAGUUGGCCUUCAUCGACUUGAGACAACUCUUAGAUCUGUUUCUCCAGUGGGAUUGGUCUACAUACCUGGCCGACUAUGGGCAGCCGACCUGCAAAUACCUUCGCGUGAAUCCCACAACAGCGCUGAUCUUGCUGGAAAAGAUAUCGCGAGAGAUGAAGGACACGAGCCGCAAGAACAAUGUCUUUGCGCAGUUCCGGAAGAACGAGCGGGACAAGCAGAAGCUGAUCGACACGGUGGCCAAGCAGCUGCGAGGCCUCAUCAACACCCACCACUCAUGAGGUGGGGGUCGGGCAGGGCCACGUGGCUGCCUGGGUGGGGCAUGCCCAGCGGCACACAGAGGAGAGGAGGCUUGUCCUGGCACUGCCCGCCCUCCUCGUGGAGCCCUUCCUCGUGGACAAACGUGGCCGCUGGAGGGGAAGGAGAGGCAAGGGCCUGCGAGGCACCAACUGUUCCUGCGUCAUCGUCCCCUUUCCAGGAUUUGAGGCCUCUUCGUCAAGACUGGGACAUGAUCCAGGAGCCCAAAGCCCCGUAAACUCCUUCCAGGAGCCAAAUACCAGUGGGUCCAUUGGUCUGGUGUUUGCUGA
Lacerta agilis (Sand lizard) is the source of this 2751-nucleotide messenger RNA. RefSeq names its product exocyst complex component 6B (gene EXOC6B). NCBI's taxonomy places the organism in Eukaryota, Metazoa, Chordata, Lepidosauria, Squamata, Lacertidae. Gene Ontology annotation, cellular component: exocyst; membrane. Gene Ontology annotation, biological process: Golgi to plasma membrane transport; exocytosis; intracellular protein transport. The transcript is spliced from 23 exons. Bases 16 to 2445 code for a protein of 809 amino acids. The record is from RefSeq and is a predicted model, not a curated record.